AUGUCCAUCACAAUCCGCCCCGCCGUAAAAGGCGACCUCGACGCCAUCGUCAAAAUCGCCCAACUCGUGGCACCAUACGCGGAAAACAUACCCUACCUCUACCCAGAAGAAUACCGUCAAGAUCACUUGAAGAGACUCCGCAAAGAAUACCACUUUUGCCUCUUCUCUCCAGAUUUUAUCUUGAUGGUUGCAAAUGUCCCCGACUCAGGAACACCAGGCGACAUCGACAUGCAGGGUAGCAAAUCCAUCACCGCCUGCGCCAUCUGGACCAAAGUUCCCAAAGACGGCCCGAAUGACGAGCCAGUGGAUAUCACCAACACCACCUACGAGGAGCUCACCAAGGAGCCGGAACAACCGCUAGAAAAGCCGUCCGACAAGCAGCCCCCCGAUACGAGCGAAGAAAACAUCAGCCAGUGCCGUAUGAAGGCCCUCAACGCUGCCGUCGCGCGGGAUUAG
This is a messenger RNA of Podospora anserina S mat+, 456 nucleotides long. RefSeq lists its product as uncharacterized. NCBI's taxonomy places the organism in Eukaryota, Fungi, Ascomycota, Sordariomycetes, Sordariales, Podosporaceae. The transcript has a single exon. Bases 1 to 456 code for a protein of 151 amino acids. The record is from RefSeq and is a predicted model, not a curated record.